This is a messenger RNA of Phytophthora nicotianae INRA-310, 578 nucleotides long. RefSeq lists its product as hypothetical. The record is from RefSeq and is a predicted model, not a curated record. Gene Ontology annotation, biological process: late endosome to vacuole transport via multivesicular body sorting pathway. Lineage: Eukaryota; Oomycota; Peronosporomycetes; Peronosporales; Peronosporaceae. Gene Ontology annotation, cellular component: endosome. The coding region runs from base 43 to 318 and encodes 91 amino acids. The transcript is spliced from 4 exons.
CUUCACUUUGACACGCUGGACUCAGAUCCGAUUCGGCCCAAGAUGAAGCGGAAUGUGCAAUUGAUUGUGGCGGGAUCACUACUUUUGUUGGCGCUCGUGGGAGUCAUUGUGGCAUCGGCGGCGUAUUCGUCGCCAUGGGGCCUCUUUGUCCUUUUCCCGUAUGUGUUGCUGCCGAUGACAGCGGCGAUCUUCUCGACUUUGUCGGGAGGGGACGACCUCAGUGCCUGGGCAGGCUUUGGCUGCUUCUUUGAGGCUUUCUUUUGGGUCACCGCGUUCGCCAUCCCCUCUAUUUUGUAUCGAGUCGAGGCGGUACGAUAGUUUAUCUUGUCUUUGUUGUUCGUGCAACCAGUGGAGUUGAUCAAGUAUAAACAGAUUAACGGGUCUCAGCUCGGCUGGCUGAUCGCCUCUGACGCACUUGUCUUUGCGUCCUUUAUGAUUUUGGCGCUGAUCAACGGAAACUAAGGACCUAUGGUGAAGUUUAAUAGUUAAUAGUUCCUUAAUCACUGUAGCAAAGGGAAUGAUUUAUGAACGAUAUUCAAGCGAUCUGGCUGCACUAUUUGCACUCAGUGAUGCGGCCA